GGGGCGGGCGGGGGGCGGCGAUGAUCCUGCUGGGCCGCGUCUCAGGCGCUCGCUGAAGGCGCUGCCUGCCCGGCCAUGGCUCUGAGAGAGCUGAAAGUUUGCCUUCUGGGGGACACUGGUGUGGGCAAAUCAAGUAUUGUGUGGAGAUUUGUCGAAGAUAGCUUUGAUCCCAACAUCAACCCAACAAUAGGAGCUUCAUUUAUGACCAAGACUGUACAGUAUCAAAAUGAGCUGCAUAAAUUCCUGAUUUGGGAUACAGCUGGACAGGAGCGGUUUCGUGCUUUAGCCCCRAUGUAUUACCGAGGCUCAGCAGCAGCCAUUAUAGUGUAUGACAUCACAAAAGAGGAAACUUUCUCAACCUUAAAGAACUGGGUUAAAGAGCUUCGCCAGCAUGGWCCUCCCAACAUUGUUGUAGCUAUUGCAGGAAAUAAGUGUGAUCUUAAUGAUGUAAGAGAAGUCAUGGAAAAAGAUGCUAAAGACUAUGCAGAUUCCAUUCAUGCAAUAUUUGUAGAGACAAGUGCGAAAAAUGCAAUAAACAUUAAUGAACUCUUUAUAGAAAUUAGUCGCAGAAUUCCAUCCACUGACACCAACCCACCGUCCAGUGGAAAGGGCUUCAAACUUCGACGACAGCCAUCGGUGACAAAGCGCAGCUGCUGUUGACUGACCCCUUARAAAAUCAAACUUGUUUCUACAGUAGGUGGUCUUGGAAGUUAAUAGUUCACGUUGGGUUUAUAUUAUCAGUCUUAGAUCUUUAUCUGCUGGUGUUCAUACACCCGAGGUCCCCCAAAAAGGGACCAGCUCAUCUGACACCCGCACGCACGCAGAAAAGACUGCAGUUGUCAGGGCAGCCUGCUGGCUUACACAGCGUGCAGUGUCUCUUGCAUUCAAAGGGAAUCCAUCAUCACUUUUUUGGCCUUGCUUGUUUGGAAGGUGACUACAUGGAUGGUAGAACUGAAAAGUUUUCAUAAUUUUGUAAUCAAGGUUUUGGGACUUUUUUUGUAAAAAGGGAAAUGAGCACUUUUGUGGGAGAUCGGGGGAGGAGAGGUCUGGAAGUUAGAUGUCAUUUCUUCCUUUUCUUCAGUGAGCCUUAUUUUAAAUUUUGGUGUAGCUAAUCCAAAGUAUGGACAGUUGAUGUGAGAUGGCUACAGAAUACACAACUGAAGAUAAACAGUAGGCAAAUCAGUCCAUCCAGUCCCCAAAUCCCAUUUGCACUUUUUAUUUAAAGAUGAUCUGCUCUGGGGGUGGGGACACAAGCAGCCGAUCUUAAACCACAGACAAUCUUCUUUCUCAUGCUGACUGUAAUCACUUUAAGGCAAACUGAUAGGCUUAUAGGCAUCUUUUUGUUACAAGUUAUUUAAUAUUAAGAUGCUGGUUGAAGAAAAUUGCUUGUAGAUCUGACUAAAUUAAGUGGUUACUGACUAAAAAGACAUGCUGUAAACAGAUGCUGCCAGUGGUUCUGGUAAGACCUAYAAGUUUUUGGGGAAAGCUUUUAAUUGCUUGGCAUGUGUAAAGUGUUCAUAUUAUAUUUAUGAGACCAGUGUUUAAAGUGUUAUAAAUUAUGUAAAAACAGUAAAAAAUAAUACAAUCUUCUACACUCCUUCCAUUCCACUCCUAGGGRUAAACUCUUGGGGAAUCUCCAUCAGGGUUUUUUUUUUCCUGCAUUUUAGGUAUUGUCACUGUGAGUUCAUCCAGAGRCAGAUGAAAUUCUUUCUCUUUCAAUCACAUUUGAAAGGGCCAAUAGAGAAUCCUGUUGGGGCAGCAYGAGGCCUGUCUGUUGAACGAGUUUUCAUGUGGGGUGCACUCAGUCUUUCCUGGUUUGGGCACAAAAAUACACAUAGGAAGUAACCUUAAGAUGUGGUAAUGUAGACCAUUACCUCUUGGUUCCUGGGAUUUUUCAUCUGUGAGGGUUUUUAGCAAAUCAGUGUUUAGCUUAAUCUGUAUUGGUUYCAAUUAAACUAUAGGUUGACCAUA
This is a messenger RNA of Malurus melanocephalus (red-backed fairy wren), 1971 nucleotides long. It is a transcript of the gene RAB22A, whose product is annotated as RAB22A, member RAS oncogene family. Gene Ontology annotation, molecular function: GTP binding; GTPase activity. The coding region runs from base 76 to 660 and encodes 194 amino acids. NCBI's taxonomy places the organism in Eukaryota, Metazoa, Chordata, Aves, Passeriformes, Maluridae. The record is from RefSeq and is a predicted model, not a curated record. The transcript is spliced from 7 exons.